Molecule: messenger RNA, 396 nt
Organism: Stylonychia lemnae
Lineage: Eukaryota; Ciliophora; Spirotrichea; Sporadotrichida; Oxytrichidae
Source: the annotation of a GenBank genome assembly
AUGCGCAGAGUCACCAUUAACGAUCCUACCACGAAUAGAACCGCACCACAGCAGCCGAGACAAAGAUGCCCCGAAGGCCUGGAAUCCUACCUGGUGGAGCCCAGACCUCAGAAACAUCUGCCGAGCAGCCGGAGACGAACAUCAGAAACAAGCAGCACCAGUAUUCCGGUCUACGACCAGGUGCAGCCAGAAAUCUUCGAAGAAUAUAUGAAGACCACCGAGAACACGUCCCCGUUGAGUUUCCUUUCAUCUCGGCUGUCGCAGUUCACGAAGGCCACUAGAAUCUUCACCACCAGAGACUACACCCACACCAAUGUUGCAGCUGAUCAGGACAAUAUAUUGCGGGGGGAUACACGGAAGUAGCCUGGUCCUCUCCUGAACACCCCGUCUACUUGA